AUGAACUUCUUGCGCCGGUGUUUGGGACCUCCUCCCGCCUCCCUCCCGCCGCGGGCAGCGCCGCUCUCACGGGGAGGAGCCCCCGCAGCCCCGGGGCUGCCGGCGCCCCCAGGCGGAGCUACCGGGCCCGCAGGGAGCCCCGGGAAGCGGCGGACCGCGCAGGAGCGGGGCGGAACGAGAAGAGCCGGCGUUGCCGGAAGCGCGCACAGAGCCAUGCUGGCCCUCGCCGGCUUCCGUCGGCCGCUGGCGGCGCCGGUGCGAGGCGGCGGCGGGGCUAUGCCCCGAAAGGGAAAAGGAGCCGGGAAGGACCCCCCGGGAGCGGCCGCCGCGGCGGGACCGGUGGCGGCGGGCGAGGGAUGCGUGAGGGUGGCGGUUCGCGCCAAGCCCGGCGCCCGCCUCAGCGCCGUCACAGAUGUGACAGCCGAGGCGGUGGGUGUAGCUAUUGCUGCACCUCCCACAGAAGGGGAGGCAAAUGCUGAGCUGUGUCGCUACCUCUCUAAGGUGCUAGAAGUGAAGAAGAGUGAAGUUAUUUUAGAGAAGGGUGGUAAAUCGCGCGAAAAAGUGGUGAAGAUUUUGGUAUCGAUGACUCCAGAUGAGAUUUUAGAAAAACUGAAAAAAGAAGCUUCCAGUUGACCUAAAACAAGAGCAGGAAAUGGGACAAUGCAUCUUGGUAAAUGUACUGAUACUCUUUCUCAUGUAAAUGUGGUCCUGUUCAGCACCUGGAUAAUGACUAGGGAAAGAAACAACUU
Molecule: messenger RNA, 749 nt
Organism: Calidris pugnax (ruff)
Lineage: Eukaryota; Metazoa; Chordata; Aves; Charadriiformes; Scolopacidae
Product: chromosome unknown open reading frame, human C15orf40
Exons: 5
Coding region: 1-633 (210 amino acids)
Cellular component (GO): cytoplasm
Source: RefSeq, a predicted model, not a curated record